AUGAAAAUCAAUAGCGCUAGUAUUCUUUGUUUUCCAAUUGGUUGUUGGUUUUUAGCAUAUUUUUAUUUAGCUAAUGGACAAAAAAAUAAUCUUCCCUCUGCUCGAGAAUUUUUGGUGAAUACCGAAAAUAUCCCAAACGUCACAUAUCAUGGAAAGCUUGUCAAUUAUGCAGGAGUUUUGCCUGUGUCUGAGAGCUCUAAUUCGAAAGAUAAAUUGUUUUUCUGGUACUUUGAGGCAGAAAAAAGAUCAAACAAAUUGAUCUUUUGGUUUGAAGGAG
Molecule: messenger RNA, 277 nt
Organism: Ambispora leptoticha
Lineage: Eukaryota; Fungi; Glomeromycota; Glomeromycetes; Archaeosporales; Ambisporaceae
Source: the annotation of a GenBank genome assembly